AUGUCCAACCACAGAACAGAGGUGGACUGGAUGUAUCUGUGGAAUCUUGCACUCAGGAAAGGAUGCUUGGGAUACAUAAAGUACGUUCUGAAGAGUAGUUUGAUGAAACUUCCGAUUUUCGGGUGGGGAUUUCACGUCUUAGAGUUUGUUCCUGUGGAGAGGAAGUGGGAAGUUGAUGAGCCAGUAAUGCGCCAAAUGCUUGAGACCUUUACCGAUCCUCGAGACCCACUUUGGCUAGCUGUUUUUCCCGAAGGAACUGAUUACACUGAAAAAAAGUGCAAAAAUAACCAGAAGUUUGCCAUUGAAAAUGGAUUGCCCGUACUGAAAAAUGUGCUGGUUCCAAAAACCAGAGGUUUCUUGGCUUGUUUGGAGAUCCUGAGGGUCUCCUUAGAUGCAGUUUAUGAUGUGACCAUAGCAUACAAGAACCAGUGCCCUUCUUUCACAGACAAUGUUUUUGGUGUGGACCCAACCGAAGUACACAUGCAUAUCAAACGCAUUCCACUGGAUAAAAUCCCAUCAUCUGAAAACGAGGCCGCCACCUGGCUUAUGGAUGCAUUUGUUCAAAAGGAUCAGCUCCUUACUGAUUUUGUCGUAAAUGUGCAAGAGGAGUCGCACAUGCUCGCCUUCCUAGCGGCCAUCUGCGGCGGACGUGACCUCGGCCACUCCAAGUUUCCGAACACUGCUUGGUUGAGUCUCCGACCACUGCCUGACCGAGUCUUCGAUAACGACCUCGCGCUAUGGCAUCUGCUGGGAGGCGCGCGGUGCCGGGAGAGACCGCGUGCCGAGCUGACCGACGACGUGCCCAAAAUUCCAAGUUUCGACUGGUAA
This is a messenger RNA of Striga hermonthica, 828 nucleotides long. The record is from the annotation of a GenBank genome assembly. NCBI's taxonomy places the organism in Eukaryota, Viridiplantae, Streptophyta, Magnoliopsida, Lamiales, Orobanchaceae.